AUGGACGCUCGAGCUAUCCAACGAAUGAUUCAAGGUGCCGGUGGGGGCAACCAGACAGCAGGAGUGGACCAACCUUUGAAUGACACAUCAGAGCAGGUUCACAUAUCGGCGCUCGCCCUAUUGAAGAUGUUGAAGCACGGUAGAGCAGGUGUACCCUUGGAAGUGAUGGGCUUGAUGUUGGGAGAAUUCGUCGACGAUUGGACAGUCAGAGUGGUCGAUGUAUUUGCUAUGCCCCAAAGUGGUACUGGUGUAAGUGUUGAAGCGGUCGACCCGGUCUUCCAAACCAAAAUGAUGGAUAUGCUUAAUGCAACCGGACGGCCGGAGAUGGUUGUAGGAUGGUAUCAUUCUCAUCCCGGGUUCGGCUGUUGGCUAUCCAGCGUAGAUACAAACACGCAACAAUCGUUUGAACAACUAACUCCUCGAGCUGUCGCAGUCGUCGUAGAUCCAAUCCAAUCUGUCAGAGGAAAAGUCGUAAUCGAUGCAUUUCGAUUGAUUACCCCUCAGACAAUCAUGAUGGGUCAAGAGCCCCGACAGAGCACCUCCAACAUUGGUCAUUUAAACAAACCAUCUAUCCAGGCACUGAUUCACGGACUGAAUAGACACUAUUAUUCGAUCGCAAUCAACUACCGAAAGACUGAAUUAGAACAGGCAAUGCUACUCAACUUACACAAGAAGGAUUGGACCGAAGGGCUCCGACUGCAAGAUUUUGAAGUACACAGAUCUAAUAACGAAAAAACUGUCAAGCGUAUGUUGACGUUGGCCUCGUCUUACAACAAAUCCGUGCAAGAAGAGUCGACGCUAACAGCCGCACAAUUGAAAACUCGGCAUGUGGGCAAGCAAGAUCCAAAGAGGCACUUAGAGGAAGAGGUCGAGGCUGCAAUGUCAGAUCAAAUCUCUCAAGCUCUUGGGACCAUGAUGAUGGCCUUGUCAGCAUGA
Puccinia triticina is the source of this 936-nucleotide messenger RNA. RefSeq lists its product as uncharacterized. Lineage: Eukaryota; Fungi; Basidiomycota; Pucciniomycetes; Pucciniales; Pucciniaceae. The record is from RefSeq and is a predicted model, not a curated record. Gene Ontology annotation, biological process: protein deubiquitination; proteasome-mediated ubiquitin-dependent protein catabolic process. Gene Ontology annotation, cellular component: proteasome regulatory particle, lid subcomplex. Gene Ontology annotation, molecular function: protein binding; metallopeptidase activity; proteasome binding. The transcript has 8 exons. Bases 1 to 936 code for a protein of 311 amino acids.